Molecule: messenger RNA, 1335 nt
Organism: Linum trigynum
Lineage: Eukaryota; Viridiplantae; Streptophyta; Magnoliopsida; Malpighiales; Linaceae
Source: the annotation of a GenBank genome assembly
UCGUACAUAGUUCAUGUACAUGAAAUCAUCUACAUAAAAUGAAUGGUGGGAUAGUUUUUCCCUCACAUAUCUUAAAAAGGAACUAAAUCAUAAAAACAAUAAUCCAGAUUUAAAAUUCUAAACUAGUUCAUAGCAACUUAAUUAGAAAUAGAUUGUUAAUUAAUAAUCUACCAUUAAAACGAAACAGCCCAUGCUAUCAAUAAUAACAAGUCAUUUCCUGUUUCUAUCCCAUGGGAUACAGAGCUCACCAAAUAACGCUAACAUGGACGAAGAAGCAACCAAACAUCACGAGGAAAGAAGAAACACACUUCUCGUCCUCCUAAACUGCUCGCUACUCGCCGUCGGCGCAGUUGGCGGCCAACUCCUCUCCAGAAUGUACUUCCUCCACGGCGGCCACAAGCGGUGGCUCUCCGCUUUCACGGUAACCGCCGGCUUCCCAAUCCUAAUCCUCCCCAUGGCCGUCUCCUACAAACGCCGCCGUUUCCUCAUCACUACCCGGCUCGCCGCCGCGAGUGGGCUUUUGGGCCUCCUGUUGGGCUUCAACAGUUACCUCUACUCCUUCGGCACCGCCUACCUCCCCGUCUCCGUCGCUUCCCUCGUCGGCUCUUCCCAGCUGGCAUUCACCGCCGCCUUCGCUUUCCUCAUAGUGAAGCAGCGGUUCAACCACUACACCGUGAACGCCGUCGUUUUGAUGACGCUGGGCUCGGCGGUCCUCGGAUUCCACAUGGACGGCGACAUCCCCAAGGGGGAAUCAAAGGGUAAAUACGCAUUGGGCUUCUUCAUGACCAUUGCCGCCUCUGCCACGCAUGCUCUGUUCAUGACUCUGCUUCAGUAUACUCAGGGGAAGGCUCGUGUCCCCGUCGAUUACGACGUCGUGUUGCAGGUUCAGCUCGUCAUAUCCAUGGUUGCUACUCUAUUCUGCGCCGUCCCCAUGAUCAUCAAUGGUGACUUUCAGAAUCUAGCCAGGGAAGCAGCAGAAUUCGGCCUCGGGGAGAAGAAGUACUACAUGAUUGUAGUUCUAGCAGCCAUUGGACUUCAGGUUAUGAUAAUUGGGAGCCUUGGAUUGGUUCUGUGUUCUUCGUCCCUAGUGGCUGGCAUCGUCACCAGUCUUCUAGUCCCGGUUCGACAAGUCUCCGCCGUGAUUUUCUUGCGUGAAGGGUUUAACGCCGAGAAGGGAAUGGCGUUGGCGUUGUGCCUCUGGGGAUUUGCGUCUCACUUAUACGGGCGAUUCAAGGCAGGGUUGGAAAAGCAAGAUACAGAUGAUCGAAAUCCGCAGCAAUUUGAGCAGGGAAACGGUAAUAAUCUUGCUUAGGAAAAUAGAAUUUGGACAGUAGA